AUGUCCGGUCGCGGCAAAGGAGGUAAAGGCUUGGGCAAAGGUGGUGCUAAGCGUCAUCGUAAGAUUCUACGCGAUAAUAUCCAAGGAAUUAGCAAGCCAGCGAUCCGUCGUCUCGCUCGCCGUGGGGGUGUAAAGCGAAUUUCUGGACUGAUCUACGAGGAGACACGCGGUGUUCUGAAAGUUUUCCUUGAGAACGUUAUCCGCGAUGCCGUGACCUACACCGAGCACGCCAAGCGUAAGACCGUUACAGCCAUGGACGUAGUAUACGCUCUGAAACGACAAGGACGUACUCUGUACGGUUUUGGGGGUUAGAAUACACUGUAAUCCCUGAUCAACACUUUUAAACCAACGGCUCUUUUAGGAGCCAACAAAUGUAUGAAAAGCUCUGACCAAUACGUGAUAAGAGAAUUUGUUUUCAUUACGAUCAUUGCUGAAGGUUUAUAUACAUAUCAACAAGUCAACAUACACCUGAAAUCGAUUCAGCGCUUUAUUUACUGGGUGCGUCCACGCCAGUUUUUUUUUUUUAGUGACUUUACAGCAGCGCAGUCGUUACUUAUACAGGAAAUUUUUUUUUCCCGUCUAGAUUAGCCUCAUAGCUCUUUGCGGGGCAUACAAUACUGUAAAGCUUUUGUCUUUAGUUAGUGAAUAAACUGUUGUUGUACGUUGUUGUUGAGCACGGCACGCACAGCACGGCUGAGCUUUGAAAGCGCAAGUCGGUCUUGAAAUCCUGAGCGAUUUCUCUGUACGGUUUUGGGGGUUAGACAAGUCAACAUACACCUGAAAUCGAUUCAGCGCUUUAUUUACUGGGUGCGUCCACGCCAGUUUUUUCUUUUUAGUGACUUUACAGCAGCGCAGUCGUUACUUAUACAGGGAAAUUAUUUUUUUUCCCGUCUAGAUUAGCCUCAUAGCUCUUUUGGGGCAUACAAUACUGUAAAGCUUUUGUUUUUAAUUAGUUAGUGAAUAAACUGUUGUUGUACGUUGUUGUUGUGGCAGAAUUAAGAGAGCAAGCUGGUUUGUGUCGUUACCGACGACGGUUUAUAACUGUGUUAGUUUAUUUUACGUAAACAGCUUGUGUACCGAAGGAAAUCACGACGAUCUCUUGUAAUUUUUAGGCAAAGAAAACAACAUUUCAAGCUCAGUAGUAGCAGCAAUGUUUGUUCCCGGUUGGUAGGAAUGCGAUUAAUUGUGUACUCGUUUAAAAAGAGCAGAAAGUUGUUCGAUUGUCGCUUGGUAUGUACCUCGAAGUUCGUAUAAAAACCUGUUGGAAACAGCGCGAAUGAAACCUGCAUAGAAAGCAAACGCAAUUUCAACUUUCAUGAUAUAAUCACAUCAGUCUUUAAAUUCAUGUUACACCGAGCUAAACUGACCUAAGACUGGUUUCCAGUUUUCAAACAUGCUGUGGUUGCUGUUGUUUGUUUCUUACAUGCGAUAGCCGAAAUAGCGCUUUUAAAUAUGCUUUGGUAUACGCAUUUUAUGAACAAAACUAGCAACAUGGAACCAUGCAAAACAAAAGGAAAUAGCGAGUUUCCAAGUGAGACAUAAUUAUUUGUGGCUAAGUAUCGAUCGAGUUAUUAACCCCCAAACUUAGGAUUUAUGAAUACUAUUUGGGGGUAGAUUACAAAUUUAUAUCGUGAUUGGUCAUGACUUUAUUCUAGACUUAGUGGCUCCCUAAAAAGAGCUGUUUGUAUUUAUGGUUGUUGCCGUCGCUUAGUGUUGUUUCUUCUUCUGUCUUUUUAGGUAGUAAUACUGCCUGAAUGUUGGGAAGAAGAACACCGCCUUUGAGCGAUGGUGACACCGGCAAGGAGUUUGUUUAAUUCUUCGUCAUUUCGCACAGCCAACUGGGUGACGAGGAAUGAUUCUUGACUUUUGUUGUCGCGUGCUGCGUUUCCUGCUAACCGAGGAUCUCGUAGCACCAGAUACUCGAAGUACGGCAGCCAAGUACACGGAGCACCGGCUCCGACGCGUUCAGCGUAGUUGCCUUUACGAAGAAGGCGAUGGAUGCGACCAACAGGAAACUGUAGACCUGCCCUGGAAGAACGAGUCUUUGACUUGGUGCCCUGGGCUUUACCUUUCCUCGUCGGUCAUUUUGUCGAGUAACUCGUAUCUUAAGUUUCAGUUUAAGUUUCAGGAGACUGUUUUCCAAGACAUGACUUCGGCCGCCAUAAUUUAUCACGCGCGGACUGCGUUUCGUGGAUCAGAUUGCACCAAUCAAAAGUCUUACAUUGGCUCAUAAAAGAAAUUCUAGCCUUGCAAUUGUUCUCUUUGUGUCGAUUGGCGGCACGCUCCAUUGUUUACACCGAGAAAAAAAAACACCAAUCACCGACGAGAACUUGCGAUCCGCAUAUUAAUUGAUCCUAUUGAAUUUGGCAACAUAAAUAGAAACUGUGAUAUCCCGAAUUACCAAACUCUAUUUCGAAAAGGCAGAGAUAUCUUUCUUUACCAUGGCAUCUAAACCGAUUGCAGCUAAAAGGGAGAGAAGAAGAGCGGCGGUAAGGCAAAAUCCACGUCGGGCGACAGUACGAAAAAACGGCGAUCGAAACGGAAGGAGAGUUAUGCGAUCUACAUCUACAAAGUGUUGAAGCAGGUACAUCCUGACACCGGAAUCUCCAGCAAAGCAAUGGGUAUCAUGAACUCUUUCGUGAACGAUAUCUUUGAGCGCAUUGCUACAGAAUCCUCCCGUCGAGCCCACUACAACAAGAAGUCCACUAUCAGCUCCCGCGAGAUUCAGACAGCCAUCAGACUGCUCCUUCCAGGAGAACUCGCAAAGCACGCAGUCAGUGAGGGUACCAAGGCCGUCACGAAGUACACUAGUAGCAAGUGA
Molecule: messenger RNA, 2821 nt
Organism: Porites lobata
Lineage: Eukaryota; Metazoa; Cnidaria; Anthozoa; Scleractinia; Poritidae
Source: the annotation of a GenBank genome assembly